This is a messenger RNA of Chanos chanos (milkfish), 1047 nucleotides long. Its product is annotated as atrial natriuretic peptide receptor 1. Gene Ontology annotation, biological process: intracellular signal transduction; cGMP biosynthetic process; receptor guanylyl cyclase signaling pathway. The coding region runs from base 1 to 1047 and encodes 348 amino acids. The transcript is spliced from 7 exons. Lineage: Eukaryota; Metazoa; Chordata; Actinopteri; Gonorynchiformes; Chanidae. Gene Ontology annotation, molecular function: peptide receptor activity; guanylate cyclase activity; adenylate cyclase activity. The record is from RefSeq and is a predicted model, not a curated record. Gene Ontology annotation, cellular component: plasma membrane.
AUGACAGAGUGGAUUCAGGACUAUGCACAGAGUCUAAGGAGGCGGACAGAGGAUCUGAAGAGAGAGAGACGCUUGGCUGAAGAUCUUCUUCAUCAGAUGCUGCCCAAGUCAGUGGCUAAGCAGCUUCGCCAGCGAAAACACGUAGAGGCUGAGAGCUAUGACAUGGUCACCAUUUUCUUCUCAGACAUUGUGGGUUUCACUGCCAUAUCAGCUUCCUGUACUCCACUGCAAGUGGUUGAGAUGCUAAACAACCUGUACAUGUGCUUUGACACUCGCAUUGAUUCAUAUGAUGUCUACAAGGUGGAGACUAUAGGUGAUGCAUACAUGGUAGUGAGUGGCCUACCAGAGAGGAAUGGAGAUAAGCACGCUGAUGAGAUUGCCAAAAUGUCUUUGGACCUGGUGGCAGCAGUACGUCAAGUUCCUAUACCCCACAUGCCAAACAAACGACUGCAGCUCAGAGCAGGGAUACAUACAGGCCCUUGUGUUGCUGGCAUUGUGGGAUACAAGAUGCCCCGAUACUGUCUCUUUGGAGAUACUGUCAACACAGCCUCCAGAAUGGAGUCCACCAGCCUGCCCCAAAAGAUCCAUGCCAGCUCAGCCACAUACUUGGCCUUGAUGAAGGAUAAUGCCUAUGAGCUCCAGCUGCGGGGGGAAAUCGAGGUGAAGGGAAAAGGCAAAAUGUACACAUACUGGUUAAUUGGUCACAAAAAUUACAGUGUUCAGAAUGACAGUCUUGUGUGCCACUGGAAUCCCAAUGCGCCAAGGAAGAAGAAGGCUCCUGUGGAAAGCAGUGCCUCUAUGGGGAAUUCCAGCAUCACAGUGCAGAGUGUGAGUGAGUCUGCCACGCCCGUCUCACCAACAGAUGGGUUGCACAAACUGGAGGGAUCUGAGGUUACACUGUGUGUGUCUGCGCAGGUGGAGAACUGCAUGGGUAGCUUUGGUACUUUGGGCUCCAUGAUUGGAGCACUGCAGGGAUGCCAGGAGGAAGACAGCAGUGUCCCACACUGGGAUGGAAACUUGCUGCCAGGCUCAGUAAAUCAGGAGUAG